UUUUACAUCCCGGCGCAGGCCAAAUUUUUCGUCCAGCCCAAUGGAAAGUUACGGACGACGCCCGAUGUGUGGCAGUUCCUGCACGAGACGGGCAUAGAAUACAACAAUUCGAAAGCCCUGAGGAUAUGGCUCGGCCCGGAACAUCGACGCAUUACCGACAACUUUAGUUGUAGCGUGCAGUACUCGUCCGAAUACAUACUUCACCCAUAUCACCUACAAUAUCUAACACCGCACCAACACCCGUUAACACCGACUGUGAUGUCCCAGUACCGGCAGAAACUGGUCGACGAACAGCUUUGGAUAUACACUAUGAACAGGGGAGGGUUUGUCGGGGUGGUCAAGGGAAUCACACAGCGGAGGUUGACGUGGGCGCUGGCUAGUGCGCUGGAAGAGCUGGGACAUCCGGGAACCGGGAUCCGAGGGACGGUGAUAGUAACGUUAGGGGAUGUACUCAAGGCAGCCCACUCGCCGGCUCACCUGUUUGGCCAAGGCGUUGCGCAGGCGAUCGACAGGGAGUGGAAGCAGCAUCUA
Fusarium vanettenii 77-13-4 is the source of this 531-nucleotide messenger RNA. RefSeq lists its product as uncharacterized. The transcript has a single exon. The record is from RefSeq and is a predicted model, not a curated record. Lineage: Eukaryota; Fungi; Ascomycota; Sordariomycetes; Hypocreales; Nectriaceae. The annotation marks the transcript as partial.